AUGGGGAAAUUGAUCAGGAUGGGAGUGCAGGAGAGACGGUUACUCUGGCCAAAGCGGCUUCAUUGGAGGCGCCUCCUCUUCCUAUUGGGAAUGCUGAUCAUGGGUUCCACCUACCAGUACCUGAGGAGCCCCCGGGGGCUCCCCUCACUGUGGGCAGCAGUCUCUUCCCAACACCCUGUAAAACUAGCCAGCCGGGACCUUUCCAACAAUGAGAUGAUGAUGGUGAGCAGUGACCCUCCAAAAUCUAGCCCUGAGAUGGAGGUUGAGACAUGGGCACCCCAAGCCACAGUAGGCAGAGAUGGAACAACACCUGGUGUAACAAUGGAGAACACCCCCAGUAUACCUAGAAGAAUAGCCAACGUCAUUCCAGCAACACCCAAGAGCAGCGACAGCCCAGCAGCAGCCCGCAAAGAAAAAGUGAAGGAAGACACCCCAGCCACACCCGGUGGAGCACUGAAUCACUACCCUCCAACUUCAGGCAGACCAGUGGUAAAUAAUUAUACCCCAGCAACACGCAGGGGAGAAGUGAAGAGCUACCGCCCAACUCAAGCCAGGGGAAAGGUGAGGAAAUACACCCCAUCCCCACUUGGUAGGAUGGUGAACAGCUACGCCCCAUCCACAUUCGUGACAAUGACCAGGAGCCAUGGGAUCACCCCCAGAGCAACAGUGAAAGACAGUGAAAUUAUGACAACCAACAAAAUACUGGAGACCAACCCUUCCAAGAGAGUAUUGGGGGAAACCACCCCAACUCCUCUCAAGGGAGUAACUGAUAACGGCCUACCCUUCCUGAUAAAUGACUUAGAAACUGACAUCUUGACUUCUCCAAGGAAUGUGGCAGAAGAGAAGACCCUAACUACCACCAGAAGAGUGGACAAUAAUAGCUCAACCAACCACCGGGGGUUAGUGGGAAAAAACAGCCUGACAACACCCCAAGGAACAGUCCUGGAGCACACCGCAGCCACCUCUGAGGGGCAGGUGGCAGUAAGCAUCACGACAGAAACCAAAGCCUCUACUGCUGCGUGGAAGGCUAGGAAUCCCUCGUCCAGAACCAGUGCACCGACUGUUGGAAUAUCCUCAGCCACCUUCUGGGGGCUGGUGAAGAACCCUUCACCAGCACCCACCACUCCAGCAACUCCCAGGGUCAGGGCAAGUCCGACCACUCAGGUCCAUCACUGUGUGGUUGUGGAGCCAGUCCCAGUCUCGUCCACUGUCCCCUCCCCCAGUCUGACAACAGCUGGGAUGCCAGAGACUCCCAGUCCCUCAGUACUGCCUUCUGGGCAGCCAGACCUCCACCCCAAGGCAGAGUACCCCCGAGACCUGUUCAGUGUGAAGGAGCGGAGGCAGGGCUGGGUGGUCCUGCACAUCUUUGGCAUGCUAUAUGUGUUUGUAGCCUUGGCCAUCGUUUGUGACGAGUACUUUGUCCCAGCCCUGGGUGUCAUCACAGACAAGCUGCAGAUCUCUGAGGAUGUGGCAGGUGCUACCUUCAUGGCUGCUGGAGGCUCUGCCCCCGAGCUCUUCACCUCCCUCAUCGGCAUCUUCAUCUCCCAUAGCAAUGUGGGCAUCGGCACCAUAGUGGGCUCUGCGGUGUUCAACAUCCUCUUUGUCAUUGGCACUUGUGCCCUCUUCUCCCGGGAGAUCCUCAACCUCACCUGGUGGCCCUUGUUCCGUGACAUCACCUUCUACAUCCUUGACCUAAUGAUGCUCAUCCUCUUCUUCCUGGAUAGCCUCAUUGUCUGGUGGGAGAGCCUGCUGCUUCUGCUGGCCUAUGCCCUCUAUGUGUUCACCAUGAAGUGGAACAAACAGCUUGAGCUCUGGGUGAAGAAGCAGCUCAGCAGGAGGCCAGUGGCCAAGGUCAUGGCCCUAGGGGACCUUAGCAAGCUGGGCGGUGGGACAGUUGUGGUGGAUGAGCAGCAGGAUAACAAGAAGCUGAAGCUCGCGUCCAUGCUGACCCAAGGGAGCAGCUUGGCCUCUCUGCACAACAGCACCAUCCGCAGCACCAUCUACCAGCUCAUUUUCCGCAGCCUGGACACUCUGGGGGAAGCCCGGCCCUCCAAGGACAAGGAGGAGGAGAGCUUGAAUCAGGAGGCCAAAGCCAAGCCUCAGGCCAAAGCAGAGAGCAAACCAGAAGAGGAGGAGCCAGCCAAGCUCCCUGAGGUCACGGUCACACCAGCCCCUGCUCCAGACGUCAAGGGAGAUCAGGAGGAAGAUCCUGGCAGUCAGGGAGAUGUGGCUGAAGCUGAGAGCACAGGUGAAAGGACAGAUAAUGAGGUUAAAACUCCUGGUGAAGGUGAAAAUAGAGAGCAAAGUGGACGUGAAGCUCAACCAGAAGGUGAAGGUGAAGAAAAAGGAGAGAAUGAAAGUGAAGGUGACAUCCAGGCAGAAAGGAAAGGAGAGAAUGAAAGUGAAGGUGACAUCCAGGCAGAAAGGAAAGGAGAUGAUGAAGGUGAAGGUGAAGGUGAAAUCCAAGCAGGAGAAGAUGGUGAAAUGAAAGGUGAUGAAGGUGAAACUGGAGAGCAGGAAUUGAACGCUGAAAAUCAAGAUGAAGCCAAAGAAGAUGAGAAAGGUAUAGAUGGUGAAGAGGAAGGUGAUGGAGGUGAGAGUGAAGAUGAAGAGGAGGAGGAGGAGGAGGGAGAGGAGGAGGAGGAGCAGGAGGAGGAGGAGGAGGAGCAGGAGGAGGAGGAGGAGGAGCCUUUGUCCCUGGAAUGGCCUGAGACCAGGCAGAAGCAAGCCAUUUACCUCUUUCUUCUGCCCAUUGUGUUCCCACUGUGGCUGACGGUGCCUGACGUCCGGAGGCUGGAGGCUAGGAAAUUUUUUGUUAUCACCUUCCUGGGAUCCAUCAUGUGGAUAGCCAUGUUCUCAUACCUCAUGGUGUGGUGGGCUCACCAGGUUGGUGAAACAAUAGGGAUUUCUGAAGAGAUUAUGGGCUUGACAAUCCUAGCAGCAGGCACAUCAAUUCCUGACCUCAUCACCAGUGUGAUUGUCGCUCGGAAAGGCCUGGGAGACAUGGCCGUGUCAAGCUCUGUGGGCAGUAACAUAUUUGAUAUCACCGUGGGCCUGCCCCUUCCUUGGAUGCUUUUCUCUUUUAUCAAUGGAUUACAGCCUGUUCCUGUCAGUAGCAAUGGCUUGUUUUGUGCCAUUGUUUUGCUUUUUCUCAUGCUCCUGUUUGUGAUCUCUUCAAUUGCAUUAUGCAAAUGGAGAAUGAACAAGAUCCUGGGCUUUACCAUGUUCCUCCUGUACUUUGUAUUCCUGAUAAUCAGUGUGAUGUUAGAAGAUCGAAUCAUAUCCUGUCCUGUGUCUGUCUAAGUCAGCCACUGUUGCUCAAAAUGGACACGGAUCAGAAAACCAUGCCAGAAGUUACUGUACCACUUGUUACAUUAAAGAAUGAACAUGAUCCAGGAGAGUGAACUGAGUGGGCAGGAGCCUCUGAUGUGGAUGUGAUCGGGACUGAAGUUUAUCCUUGGAAAACACCUGCAGCUCAUUGUGGAUUAGGACUCUUUGGAGGGGUGGAGCUCCUACCACCCCUGAUGCAGACAGCUAACACAUGGAGGCCAGCAGAAGGACCCAAGUCAGAGGAUUUUCUAAAAUGAGAUAUUUGGGAGUGAGGGUUGGGACAGGUACCUUAGCAAUCAGAUAAGCUCCCAUGUUCACAGUUCCCUGAUUAUUCCUGAAGGGCUGCUGAUGCAAAAGAUGCAGGUGUGGUCUCCAUCUCACCCUCCUGGCCCCUGCCCCCAGCACAUGCUGCAGUUUACUGUCUCCUCUUUUUCUGUUCAAAACAUGUGGUUCUAUCAGAUUUGUAUUCAUUACAGGUUCAGUUACUGGUGAGUUUAAAGGAGCAAAGUCUAUAGGAAAAAAAGUAUAACAAGAAUCAAUUAUCAUUACACACUGUAGUCCAGUAAAAUGUGUACUAAUAUUUUAUAGCUUAAAAAGGAGGACUACAUAUGCUCUCGUUGUAUUUCUGAAAAGUCAAAUUAAAAUAAGCAGCUCAAGAAAUUAAAAUUCAUAAUUUGCCCUUCAAUUGGAAGAUGUGGGUAUUAGGGAAGGAGAACUACUCUGAGGGCUAUUUAAAAACAUGUAUUUAUUAGGAAAUCCAAGUUAGUGUUGUCUCCAUCAGGUGGGUCACCUUGAGGGAUUAGACAUUCUAACAAAGCUGUCCUGGCUCUGUGCCCCUCCCCUCUCAUAUUCUUACCCAACAGUGACAGCUGCACUAGUGAGUGAGAAACAAAGUAAUUUUUAAAAAGAGUCUAAAGUCAGUAGAGCCAAAUCUGGUUUACAAAGUAAGAGAUCCAGUGGGGCAAUGCUAUUUUUGUGUCAUCCUCGAUAGGAUUAUAAAACAAGAAGAUUGAUUUCUUGUGUUGCUUACAAGUGGAUAUUAAGGCGAUUACAAAGGAGAAAUUCCAAAAAUGCUUAAACAAUGACAAGAUGGUAAGGAAAAGAGUAUUACUACUUCCAUGGUAGCUGAUGUAAAGGACACCUGUGUGUUUUUUUAAAAAUUAUUUAAUUAAUUUAAUUUUGGCUGCGUUAGGUCUUCGUUGCUGCAUGCGGGCUUGCUCUAGUUGUGGUGAGUGGGAGCUACUCUUCGUUGCGGUGUGCGGGUGUCUCAUUGCGGUGGCUUCUCUUGUUGAGGAGCACGGGCUCUAGGCGCGUGGGCUUCAGUAGUUGUGGAAUGUGGGCUCUAGAGUGCAGGCUCAGUAGUUGUGGCCCACAGGCUUAGUUGCUCCGCGGCAUGUUGGAUCUUCCCAGACCAGGGCUCGAACCCAUGUGCCCUGUAUUGGCAGGUGGAUUCUUAACCACUGCGCGACUAGGGAAACCCGACCCCUGUGUUUUUAAAAAUUGUGUGGUUAAACAUUUCAGGUGGAAGUUGAAGUGCUUGUAUAUUAAAUACCACUGCUUGCUGCUUUUACUGGCAUCAGGUUAAGGGGCACAUUAAAAAUGAAACAGUGUGGUGGUUACAAAGCAAAAGGAGCUGAGGUGAAUGUAGUUUAGGAUGGUAAAUAUCGCUUUAAUUAGAAACAUGAGAGAGGAUUCACUGAAGACUGGAAGAUAGCAGGACAAGUGUGAUGUGGGAAAAAAACCAAACAUUUUGGUGUUGAAAGGCUGUGUUCAAAGUACUUCAGUCCAUAAUCCAUCUUUUAAGACGGGCUGGUUAAUUUAAUUCAUGGCCUCACUCCAGGACUCACAUUCUUUGGAAAUGACUUUCACUAAAUUUCAAUAGGUUGUGAGUCCCAAUGAUAUUUUACAAAAAUGGACGUGUUCAUCCAUAUCUUUAGGUUAUUUAGUCAGAAUGCUCGAGAGAAGACUGAUGAAGAAUAUGGGAUCAUGUUCACAUUCCAUAUUCUUAAAUUAGUUAUCCUCAUUCCUGAUGCUGCCGCACUGCCUGGUCUCCAUAUGCCAUGGCCUAAGAACAGGAGGACAGAGCAGUGCCUAUGGAAGGGAGAUCCCAAUACCAACACUCUGGGCACCAAUCUGGUAUCUGCCACCAACCUCAGCUGGUCUCGAGGAUGUCACCUCCUCACUGACAGCCUGGGAGCUGGUGCUCUUCCCCAGAACGACUUAUGAGGAGUGAUGGACGGUGAAACAUCCUGUAAAGGUAAAGUGCUAGGCUGCCAUUUGAUGAUUAAAAUCGACUCUAAUGGUUGAAUAUCAUUUUUCUGAUCCGUUUGCUAAAUUUCUGGCAUUCCUCUUUGCCUAGAAAGGAAGUUCUGACUUCACACUAUGUAGAAAAGAGUCAAAAACAAAAAUGAAGGCUGGGUCUUGAUGGAUGAGCAGCUGGUGGGGAGAAAGGAGAUUUCAGGGAGAUGGAAAACUUACAUAACUUCUAAAAGAUCAAUUUGUUAUGC
This is a messenger RNA of Lagenorhynchus albirostris (white-beaked dolphin), 5837 nucleotides long. It is a transcript of the gene SLC24A1, whose product is annotated as solute carrier family 24 member 1. Gene Ontology annotation, cellular component: membrane. The record is from RefSeq and is a predicted model, not a curated record. NCBI's taxonomy places the organism in Eukaryota, Metazoa, Chordata, Mammalia, Artiodactyla, Delphinidae. Gene Ontology annotation, molecular function: calcium, potassium:sodium antiporter activity; calcium channel activity. Gene Ontology annotation, biological process: long-term synaptic potentiation; long-term synaptic depression; intracellular calcium ion homeostasis. Bases 1 to 3303 code for a protein of 1100 amino acids. The transcript has 10 exons.